This is a messenger RNA of Cyphellophora europaea CBS 101466, 810 nucleotides long. RefSeq names its product Fe-S protein assembly co-chaperone HscB. Gene Ontology annotation, biological process: protein complex oligomerization; [2Fe-2S] cluster assembly. The transcript has a single exon. Bases 1 to 810 code for a protein of 269 amino acids. The record is from RefSeq and is a predicted model, not a curated record. NCBI's taxonomy places the organism in Eukaryota, Fungi, Ascomycota, Eurotiomycetes, Chaetothyriales, Cyphellophoraceae. Gene Ontology annotation, molecular function: protein-folding chaperone binding; ATPase activator activity. Gene Ontology annotation, cellular component: mitochondrion.
AUGAAGCGCGCCAUCCCCUCGCGCCAGGCCCUCCGACACCUCGCGCGCCUCUGCAACGAACCCAUCCGAAGCGCACGAGCGCCUCUCUGCACAGUCUCUCGCCAGACACAUCCAGCAGCACAGCUACGCAGCACGCCACCGCAGCCCUCUCGCACCCUCAGCACAUCCGCCCCAUCACGGCAAGAACCCCCAACAACCACCACCACCACCACCUCCUCCGCCAACGAAACCACCAACAUCGCCCCCCCACCCCUCCCGGACACCACCUCAUACUACACGCUCUUCCCUUCAACCCUCCCGCAAGGCCCCCCCCCAAGCGGGCCCUUCGCGAUCCCCCUGCCGGCCCUCCGCAGGGAAUACCUCUCCCUACAAUCGACGCACCACCCGGACAAAUUCCCCGCCUCGUCCCCCUUGCACAAACAGUCACUGGGCCUGUCGGCGCUGCUCAAUACAGCCUACAAGACACUGUCGAGCCCGCUGCUGCGCGCCCAGUACCUGCUGCUGCAUCGGCACGACAUCGAUGUUUCCUCCGAGGACAACAGCCAGAAUAUCACGGAUCAGGGCACGCUGAUGGAGGUGAUGGAGGCGCAGGAGGCGGUCGAGGAGGCGGCGAACGAAGAUGAGAUCGCGGCGUUGAAGGAGGAGAAUAAUGAGCGCGUUUGGGCUACUGUGCAGAAGAUGGGAGACGCCUUUGAGAGGGAAGACGUGGAGGAGGCGAAAAAGGAGUGUUUGCGGCUGAAGUAUUGGGAAAGUCUCGGGCAGGUCUUGCAUGAUUGGGAGCCAGGGAAGGAAGUCAGGUUGGUUCACUAA